This is a messenger RNA of Prunus armeniaca (apricot), 2082 nucleotides long. The record is from the annotation of a GenBank genome assembly. NCBI's taxonomy places the organism in Eukaryota, Viridiplantae, Streptophyta, Magnoliopsida, Rosales, Rosaceae.
AUGGCGGCCCACGACUCACCGGAGAGUCUGUACCGAGUUCUCUUCGAUCGGUGCCAGAGUCUGGAGGCGACCCACGCCAGGCUCAGAGCAGAGCUUCAUGAGCUUCGGCACCACGGGAGGAAGAACAAGGAGAAGCGAGAAGAAGACGAUGCGGUGCUGACGUCAGACUAUUCUGGUUCGAGCUUCCAUCUGCCCGGGUUCUUCCUCUCUGGCAGUCCGUACAAGGGCGUAUUGGACUCCAUGGGCCACGCCGUUCAUGUGUGCACAGCUUCCUCUGGAGAGAUCAAUUACUGGAAUCGUUCUGCUGAGAAUCUCUAUGGAUGGAAGGACUAUGAAGUCCUUGGGCAAAGGGUUGCUGAGCUCCUCAUUGCUGAAGAUUACCAUGCACUUCUAAAGAGAAUCAUGGAAAGUUUGAGACUUGGGCUAUCAUGGUCAGGUCAGUUCCCUUUUAAGAAGAGGUCUGGAGAAAUAUUUAUGGCGAUGGUGACCAAAAGCCCUUUAUAUGAAGAUGGUGAGCUUGUCGGUAUUAUCACAGUUUCAACUGAUGCGGCAUUGUGUAAUAGAACAGAAUCAGAUCUGAGAGCAUUCAAGGAUCUUGCCAAUGCCCAACAUAGAGGAUGGCAGUUAAAGUACCCGCGACCACCUGUUGUACCAGUGCCACAGAUUGCAUCAUCUGUUUCUAAUCUGGCCUCAAAACUUCUAUCAAAAAAUGGAGAUGAUGUGUGCAAUUCAAGUGUGAUGGACAAGGUCAGGGAGGACUCUACAACAGACACUGAAGAUGCUAACUUAGAGAAACCUGGUACGCUGGCAGUAAAGUUCUUGGCAAAGCUGCAAAUUAUAGGAACCAACAAAGGUGGGAAACAAGAGGAUCCUAAUUCCCCAAGAAAGUCAAAAGGAUCAAGUUCAUGCCACUGCUUUGUUGAUACAGACAGUAAGGAAGAAAGAUCCAACAAAAUAAAUUCUUCUCUCGAAGAUAAGAGAACUCAUUCAAAUGUAUUUUGGCAAAAAAAUCCAAUUCCUUCAGGCGAGAAUUCUGUUUUAGCCUCUUCAAGGGAGUGCAACGAAUGUUUUAGGUUAUCCAGACCAGGUUAUCCGAAACCUGAAGAACACAACUUGAAUGCUUUAGAGAUACAAGAUGCAGUGCAUGAACAAAAUGGUAAACAAUUACCAGGUUCUGUGGAGAGCAUUGGCAACCAUGGUAGUUGUUCAAGCAAAGGUGUUAAUGACUCUAAUCCCAGGGAGGAUUGUGAGAUUCACUGGGAUGACUUGCAUUUGGGAGAGGCAAUUGGACACGGUUCAUGUGCCAUUGUUUAUCGUGGAAUCUGGAAUGGAUCGGUUGUUGCCAUUAAGGUGUACUUCAAAAAUGAAUAUAGUGAGGGGAUUUUACAUGACUACAAAAAGGAGAUUGAUAUAAUGAAAAGAUUGCGGCAUCCUAAUGUUUUGUUGUUUAUGGGAGCAAUAUGUUCACAAGAACGGCUUGCCAUUGUUACAGAGUACUUACCUAGGGGAAGUCUCUUUAAACAACUUCACAAGAACAAUCAGACAUUAGACAUCAGACGACGGCUAAUGAUGGCCCUUGAUGUUGCUAGAGGCAUGAAUUACUUGCAUCAUAGGAAUCCACCUAUAGUUCACAGAGACUUAAAAUCGUCUAACCUGCUGGUUGAUAAGAACUGGACUGUGAAGGUUGGUGACUUUGGCUUGUCGAAAUUGAAGAAUGCAACCUUCUUGACUGCAAAAUCUGGAAGAGGAACACCUCAGUGGAUGGCCCCUGAAGUCCUUCGAAAUGAACCUUCAAAUGAGAAGUCUGAUGUGUUUAGCUUUGGUGUCAUCCUGUGGGAACUAAUGACCGAAUCGAUUCCAUGGAAUAACCUCAAUUAUUUACAGGUUGUUGGAAUUGUAGGAUUUACGGAUAGAAGAUUAGACAUACCAGAAGGCCUCGACCCCCAAGUCGUGUUGGUCAUCGAAGACUGUUGGCGAAGUGACCCAGAACAGCGGCCAUCAUUUGAAGACAUAAUUCAGAGAAUGAAGGGUCUGGUCCACAAAGUUGCAGCACCAUCUGUAAGAAGGAGCUCAGAAGCUUAG